GAAUCAGUGUGCGAGUCUCUGCCAUUUGCGCGUCGGUACGCGGCUACGCGGCAGUAGUGAUACCAGGAUUCUACGUCUGCUUACCGGUGCGUAGAAAACGCAAGCCUUAUUAAGUGCGUUUUGUAUCUAAGUGCUUUAUCGAUCACACGAUUAAAUUAAUCAACAUGGCGGAUACAGAAACUAAAGACACCAAAGUUGCUACAACUCCAGAAAAGAAAGUAGUAGAAGAAGAAAAAAAAACAGUUCAAGAAGUUGAUGAAGAUUCAAAAACAUCUGAAAAUGGAGAUGCCAAAGAAACCAAAGAAAAUGGCUCAAAUGAAGAAAAAGAGUCAGAAAAUAAAGAAGUAGAAUCAGCAGAAAAUGGGGAUUCUACAGAUGCAUCUGUUGAUAGCUGUUGUAUAAAAAGGAAAUCAACAACUUUAAAUGAAACUACAGAGGAUACUGCUACUGAUGGUGCCAGUCCUGAAAAGAAAAAAAAACUUGAUGAAAAAUGUGCUGAAACAGAAACCAAUGGAGAUGCAGAAGCUACGGCCUAAUAUUUUUUUAUGUUCUAUUGCAGAUUUAAUCUAUAGAUAAUUUUAACAGCUAAUUGACAAGUCAGGACAUUUAAAAUUUGUUAUCCAUGCAUCGUCAUGAUAGACGAGCAUUAAAAACAAAAAGUUUAAUAUUGUAUUAAUGACUUUUGUGUUCAGACAUUUAUGUGUGUUUAUUGCGACCAUUUUUAUGAUUUUAAUUGGCAAUCGUAUAUAUCUACAUCAUCAUAAAUUACCAUCUUAGAUUACUACCAUUCAUGUUUCCUAUGUUCUCCACAUUGAUGUCCGUACAUAAUAUACACUGUGCUAAAUUUAAAAAAAGAGAAACAUACAGAUAAUCUUAUAAAUAAUAUAUUUCUGAUACAUAAAAA
Molecule: messenger RNA, 904 nt
Organism: Apis laboriosa (Himalayan honeybee)
Lineage: Eukaryota; Metazoa; Arthropoda; Insecta; Hymenoptera; Apidae
Exons: 3
Coding region: 165-536 (123 amino acids)
Source: RefSeq, a predicted model, not a curated record